Messenger RNA from Labrus mixtus (cuckoo wrasse), 2623 nucleotides. It is a transcript of the gene htr3a, whose product is annotated as 5-hydroxytryptamine (serotonin) receptor 3A. The coding region runs from base 125 to 1600 and encodes 491 amino acids. NCBI's taxonomy places the organism in Eukaryota, Metazoa, Chordata, Actinopteri, Labriformes, Labridae. Gene Ontology annotation, biological process: nervous system process; signal transduction; monoatomic ion transmembrane transport. The record is from RefSeq and is a predicted model, not a curated record. Gene Ontology annotation, molecular function: neurotransmitter receptor activity; transmembrane signaling receptor activity; extracellular ligand-gated monoatomic ion channel activity. Gene Ontology annotation, cellular component: neuron projection; postsynaptic membrane; synapse. The transcript is spliced from 9 exons.
UCCAUAGCAGGAGAGGAUGAGGUGAUGAAUAUGGAGGAUAAGGGGUUCAGGCAUCUCGUGGAUUUCAUCAGAGCGGCCGGCAGACUGUCACAGGGAGAGAGGAAAACACAGGUGAACUGUCACCAUGAGGGUCGCUUCAGCCUGGACAGCACUUUUCUUCCUGCUUAUUCAGGGAGCCACAAGAGCCUGCACAGUGAAGAAAGUGGGCGGCAGCCCUGGAAGGUUUGCUAACGCCACUUUAGUGCGGCUGUCUGAGUUUCUGAGUGCUGGGUACAAGAAGGGGGUGAGACCAGUGAAGGACUGGAGGACGUCCACUAUAGUGGCCAUAGACCUCAUGGUUUACUCCAUCCUCAAUGUGGAUGAGAAGAACCAGGUUUUGACUACAUAUGUUUGGUACAGACAGUCUUGGAAGGAUGAAUUUCUGGUCUGGGAUCCAGAAGACUUUGAUGAAGUGAAACAGGUGUCUCUACCUACAGCUAACGUGUGGGUGCCCGACAUCCUCAUCAAUGAGUUCGUGGACGUGGGGAAGUCUCCGGACAUCCCUUACGUCUAUGUGACACAUGAUGGACUGGUGAGAAACUACAAACCCAUCCAGGUGGUCACGGCCUGCACUCUCAACAUCUACAACUUCCCAUUCGAUGUGCAGAAAUGCAGCCUCACCUUCCAGAGCUGGCUGCAUACUAUUGACGACAUCAACAUCACGCUGAUGAGAAGCCCCGAGGAGCUCAGCGAGGACAAGAGUGUGUUCAUGAACCAGGGGGAGUGGGAGCUGCUCCACAUCCUGUCCAACUACAAGAUCUUCAGCGUGGACAAUGACGACUACUACGCCGAGAUGAAGUUCCAUGUGGUGAUCCGCCGGCGGCCGUUAUUCUACACGGUGAACCUGCUGCUUCCCAGUAUCUUCCUGAUGGUGAUGGACAUUGUGGGUUUCUAUUUGCCACCAGACAGCGGAGAGAGGGUCUCCUUCAAGAUCACGUUGCUGCUGGGCUACUCUGUCUUCCUCAUCAUCGUGUCUGACACACUGCCCGCCACCGCCAUAGGAACCCCACUGAUAGGUGUGUAUUUUGUGGUCUGCAUGGCCCUCCUGGUGAUCAGCCUCACAGAGACCGUGCUGAUCGUGCGUCUGGUGCACAAGCAGGACUUGCAGCCCCCUGUGCCCCACUGGGUGAAGUACCUGGUUCUGGAAAGAGCGCCAGUCCUCUUCUGCAUCCACAAGAAGCACCGUCUGUGCUCCAGACUGUCCUCCCAGGCCUCUGACAUGGAGCACUACAAGGACAACUACGGGUCUGCCCAGUGCAACCUCCACCACACCUGUGAGAUCGGCCAGAGGCUCAGCCAUCAUGACAGAGAAGGCGGUCUGCUCGGUUUGGGUCUGCCGCCCUCCAGGGAACCCACCCCGCCCGUCAUGGACAACAUCCUGCAGGAAGUGACGGCCAUACGGCACUUCCUGGAGAAGAGGGACAAGUGCCGGGAGGUGGCCAAAGAGUGGCUGCAGGUGGGCUACGUGCUGGACGUGCUGCUCUUCAGAGUCUACCUGGUGGCUGUGGUGGCUUACAGCAUCACACUGGGCACGCUGUGGUCGGUGUGGCAGGUCGCCUGAGUCUAACACCUGCACUGCUGUGGACACAAGCUCUCAGUGGGUUGAGCGCGGGAUUAAAAAGGCUAGAGUUACUGGCUCUGUGCCCUUUGUGGGCUCAGUGGAUACAGGGAGGCAGACGCAUAGUUAUGGAACAGGAAAAGGCUUCCUGAAGGCCUUUAGAUAAAGGUUACAUCACCUACUAGGUGAGCAACUAUAUCCCUGCAAACAUUAUUUAAAUGUGAUAUAAAUGCAAUCUGAGAUUAGUUUUUAGGAGCAAACAGACAAUGACAUACAUCCCAAAUAUCUUACAAUUUAAAAAUUACAACCCAACAAUCAUGUCCUAUAAGUACGGGAAGCAUUUAAAAUCUUCACAUUAAAACUAAAAAGAUGAAGUUAAUAGAAAACAAUAAAAACAGCCCAACAUCAACAAAUACAUGAACCUGUUCAAACACAUCUGUUAAGUGUAGUUCUUCAAAAAUCACAUGCAAGGACCCUAUUAGGGGGGCUUAAAAUCACAAGUCAUCGUUGGUCUGCGUUGUGUUUAGAAGAAAAAAGGUUUCAGAAUCAGAAUAAAAUAAGCCAGUUAAAAAAGAUGCAGAAUAUCAGAUCAAGAACUUAAGAAGCCCACAUUGGUUAAAGCUGAGAAGAACAGACACAUCGUUUAAAGGAAAAACAUGGAAAUGUCCAGAAAAUUAUAAUGAAGAAGAUUAUUUGAAGAAGGGAUACUUGGUGAUUUAAUUUAAAAAAUAUAUAAUAUCAUUGUUAUUGAAGUGUAAAACAUCGACAUAAAUGUGUGAAAUAUGUACUUUUACUUGUUUUGCACUACAAGGUGUUGCAUGCAUAUGCCGGGUUAAAGGGACAUGUCCCCUCUACCCGGUCUUCUUCUUAACCUAAAGAAACGUCCUCAUCUAUAAAUAUUCUUACAGAUUCCCUCUCUGUGUUUAUAAAAUAACUGCAGGCCAAAAAAAAACCAAUAAAAAAUCUAAUAUAGAAUUGAUCUUAAAAGAUUUUAGAUGACUUCAUUGUACAGUGUUUCCCCUAGGU